AAAAAACGUAUCAAGGUCUCUGAAUAGAAAACAUUGGAUAUCGUUUCUGAAACGAGUGUGACAAAAAGAAAAUAAAAACGCCAAACAUUGCUGAUUUGCAUAGGAACACGUAGGUAUUCUCCCAAUACGUGUGUUUUCAACGGACCUGUUAUGUCUUUGGAAACACGUGGUAGCCAUCAUCAGCUCCGCGAAUCCCUCCCACAAAAGUAAUUAGUAUCAGGUAAAAUGCAUGCAGCAAAAUAUGUAUAUAUAUAUAUCCAAAUCUAGCGAAGGUUAAGCCAUUCAUGUUGCCACUUCUUUUUCGGUAUCCGCAGAAGUCUGGUUAAAACAUAUUUCGGUUCGAGUCAGUUUCGCUUUCGCUCGAUCACCAUCAACAUACUCGCUCAUUCGCCGCAAACAAACAAACAAACAAACGAACGAACAGUGAAAGUGAAUCAGAGAUACCUGCAAAAUGCCGAUACUAGCUAAAACCAUGCUGUCCGAUUUGGAUGAAUUGCCUAGCAUCAAAUUAGGCGACUUCACGUUGGAAUUGGAGAUGGGUGAUUUGUCGCCAGAAAUGGAAGAGGUUGCCAAGAACGAGCUGCGAGAGACGCCUGAGAACGUCAAGCCGGCUAUGGACAAGCUCAGGGAAAUGUUGAAAGCUGAGACUGAUCUGAAAUGUCCGUACGAUAAUGAUGCAUGGUUGGUGAGGUUCUUGAGGCCUUGCAAAUUCUACCCGGAGAGUGCAUACGAAUUGGUGAAACGUUACUACGCAUUCAAGUUGAAGCAUCACAAUGUUUACGAUGGUUUGAUGCCUAGUAAGGAGAAGAACAUUUUCGAACAUGACAUUCUAACCGUCCAACCUAACAGGGACCAGCACGGAAGGAGAAUUUUAAUUAUCGAAUUAGGAAAGAGAUGGAAGCACAACAAGUGUUCACUGGAUGAAGUGUUCAAAGGUGUCGUGCUGUAUUUGGAAGCUGCGAUGCUGGAGCCCACGACCCAAGUCGCCGGUGCCGUCGUCAUAUUCGACAUGGAUGGGCUGAGUCUGCAGCAGACCUGGCAGUUCACGCCGCCGUUCGCCAAGAGGAUUGUCGACUGGCUUCAAGAUGCCAUCCCAUGCAGAGUGAAAAACAUCCACAUCGUCAAUCAACCGUACAUCUUCAACAUGGUCUUCGCUCUCUUCAAACCUUUCCUCAGAGAAAAACUGAAGAGCAGAAUCAUUUUCCACGGCACGGAUCGUAAAUCGCUGCACAAGUACUUGGAUGCAGCGUGCGUCUCCUCGGUUUACGGAGGCACUCUUGAUCUACCCAGAGUCAAAGGAAGCCAAUGGCUUGAAUUACUGGAGAUGUGUGAUAAAGAAUACGUCUUAAUCAAUUCGUACGGAUACAAGAAGUAAAAAACAAAGUUUGCCAAAAAAAAUC
Molecule: messenger RNA, 1400 nt
Organism: Nicrophorus vespilloides
Lineage: Eukaryota; Metazoa; Arthropoda; Insecta; Coleoptera; Silphidae
Product: alpha-tocopherol transfer protein-like
Exons: 6
Coding region: 452-1375 (307 amino acids)
Cellular component (GO): membrane
Molecular function (GO): phosphatidylinositol bisphosphate binding
Source: RefSeq, a predicted model, not a curated record